UUUUGAAAAGAUUAGCCGGACGUUCAGCACUUUACCUGAGCCAUCUCGUUUCGUGAGAACUGAACGGUAAACCUGGCUGGUUGGUUGGGCACACUCGCGCUGGUUGCACUCUGAAGUUUAAACGUCUACGAAGCUGUGUCUCCCCUCUCUUAAAAUCAAGACAGAGCGCGUAGAUUUUGACCGGCAAACAAACAUUUUCCCUCACAUAUUUUACCACAACGCCAUUUGUUUUUUUGGCGAAGGACUCACGCCGAAUAUGACUCAAGCGCUUCGGCACAACCCGCGGCGACUUCUCCUCUGAUUCACUGUGUUUGUCUGGCGACGGAAUAUAACGCUUUAAUGACAUUUUCACGCACGGAUAAGGAGACUUGCUGAAUGAAACUUUGUGCCGUUUCUCCCGGAGAGGUGAAGAAGCUCCACUUGGUGCCGUUUUUCUGUAGUGAGCGAGUUGACUGACGCUGCGGACCGCUGAAUGGGACGCACUUAAAAAUGGUUGGUCACCUCAAGUUCCAGGUCGGGAGGUUAACAACAAUGUCAGGGGUCGCCCGUUUUGGAAAAUGAUUGCUGGCAGCACCGACGGUAAAAUAAUGGUCAGAAGAUGUCUAGUAACGUUCAAACCGUUCAGGAUAUUCGUGGUGGGAAUAGGCUUCUUCAGCCUGUGCUUUCUAAUGACCUCUCUGGGGGGCCAGUUCUCAGCAAAGAGACUGGGGGACUCUCCUUUCACCAUCCGCACAGAAGUGCUGGGAGGCAUGGAGUCACGUGGUGUGCUGAGGAAGAUUAGUGACAUGUUGGAGGUGAUUCUAAAGAGGAUGGACAGUUUGUCCAAACUUGACAACACCUCCACCACUGAUGCGAGGCGCCUGGAUGAGCUCAGCUCUGCCAUAAACAGGUUUCAGCCAGCCAGCCUGGUGGAGAGGAUCCAAGCUAUUGCCCAGAAUGUCUCUAACAUGGCCAUCAGGGUGGAGCAGAUACUACAAAACAGUAUGGUGCAAGGCAGAGUGGUGAGAGAUGGGUCGGCAAGUCAGUGUGAAGUACCAAGAGAUCCUCGCUUCCCGGAGUGUCCUGGAAAAGUAGAUUGGAUGCGGGCACGGUGGACAUCAGAUCCUUGCUAUGCUUUCUAUGGCGUUGAUGGUUCAGACUGCUCCUUCCUCAUCUACCUGAGUGAGGUGGAGUGGUUCUGCCCCCCACUUGCCUGGAGGAACCACAGCAGCCCCCCUACCCAGCAUACUCAGCAGGCAAAGUCCCCCAAGAGACAAGCUGCCUUCCGCACAGAUCUCUCUGUCUUGCUGGACCAGGUCGGGACAGGUAAGGAGUCCCUCAGCUUCAUGAAGCGUCGAAUCCGGCGACUUGCACAACAGUGGGCGACAGCUGCAAAUCGUCUGGAUGCCAAAUUGGAGCAACGAUGGAGAGACCAGAAGAAGAUCUUGGUUCAUGUAGGCUUCCUAACUGAGGAGUCUGGAGGUUUCAGUCCCAAGGUGCUGAAGGGGGGGCCUCUUGGAGAGAUGGUCCAGUGGGCUGACAUCCUGACUGCACUCCAUGUUCUGGGACACAACCUCAAGAUCUCCAUGUCUGUCAAGGAGCUUCAGGGGUUCCUCGGCGUCCCCCCAGGCAGAGGCAGUUGCCCACUCACUGGUCCGUUGCCCUUUGACCUCAUCUACACAGACUACCAUGGCCUGCAGCAGAUGAAGCAACACAUGGGGCUCUCACUCAAGAAACACAAGUGUCAUAUUCGAGUGAUUGACACCUUUGGCACAGAGCCUGCUUAUAAUCAUGAGGAGUAUGCAACUCUGCACGGCUACCGGACCAACUGGGGCUACUGGAACCUCAACGCCAGGCAGUACAUGACUAUGUUCCCUCACACGCCAGACAACUCAUUCAUGGGCUUUGUUUCGGAGGAGCUGAAUGAGACGGAGAAGAGGAGCAUCCAACAGAACAAAGUCAACAACAUGGCUGUAGUGUACGGGAAAGAAGCCAGCAUGUGGAAGCUUCAGGGUAAAGAAGGUUUCCUCCAGAUUCUCCAUAGCUACAUGGAAGUCCAUGGCACAGUCUACUAUGAGACCCAAAGACCUCCAGAGGUCCCAGCCUUUGUAAAGAACCAUGGCCUACUGCCCCAGCAUGAGCUGCAGCAAUUAUUACGCAAGGCCAAGCUUUUCAUUGGCUUUGGGUUCCCCUACGAGGGCCCGGCCCCUCUUGAAGCUAUAGCCAAUGGUUGCAUUUUCCUCCAGCCCAAGUUCAACCCGCCCCACAGUUCACUAAAUCACGUUUUCCGAGGCAAGCCUACAUCUAGAGAGGUAUUCUCCCAGCACCCUUACGCAGAGCAGUACAUUGGUCGACCUCAUGUCAUGACAGUGGACUACAACAACUCACUGGAGUUUGACGCUGCUAUCAAGGAAAUCAUGAGGACUAAGGUUGAGCCUUAUCUGCCUUAUGAGUACACCUGCGAGGGGAUGCUAGAAAGAGUACAUGCCUACAUACAGCAUCAGGAUUUCUGUGCCCCAGAGCCUCCCUUCAUUCCAGCCAACCUCUCAAGAAAGGGGUCUGCUGGUGGCAGCAGGAUGAUGGGACCUCUGUUUGUGCCCCUGGCCAACACUACAGCUCUUGGCUGGGCAUCCAAUAUGACAGCUCCCACUGCCUGGCCUCCUCUCAGCUCCCUCAGGCUGCUUGUAUCUCAAGAGGGCCAGUCUUGUGUGGAGGCCUGCCAGUCAGCUGGUUUCAUCUGUGAACCUGCUCACUUUCGCUUCAUCAACAACAAGGAGGCUCUGCGCGGGCUGGACAUACAGUGUGAAGUGGUAGACUCUGAGGUUAACCACAUCCUGCCAGCCUUCUCGGUGAUGCGGCGGGAGUGUGGCCUUCAGAGGGAACCCCUACUAUUCAGCUGUGCAGGACGCUCCCCUAAGUACAGACGUCUUUGCCCCUGCAGGGACUUCCGCCACGGGCAGGUGGCGCUGUGCAGGGACUGUCUAUAAUGACAGAACACGUGAAGGAGACAGAAAGAA
This is a messenger RNA of Archocentrus centrarchus (flier cichlid), 2996 nucleotides long. RefSeq names its product alpha-1,6-mannosylglycoprotein 6-beta-N-acetylglucosaminyltransferase B-like. Lineage: Eukaryota; Metazoa; Chordata; Actinopteri; Cichliformes; Cichlidae. Gene Ontology annotation, cellular component: Golgi apparatus. Gene Ontology annotation, molecular function: alpha-1,6-mannosylglycoprotein 6-beta-N-acetylglucosaminyltransferase activity. Gene Ontology annotation, biological process: protein N-linked glycosylation. The record is from RefSeq and is a predicted model, not a curated record.